Messenger RNA from Aspergillus nomiae NRRL 13137, 1716 nucleotides. RefSeq names its product dolichyl-P-Glc:Man(9)GlcNAc(2)-PP-dolichol alpha-1,3-glucosyltransferase ALG6. Gene Ontology annotation, biological process: protein N-linked glycosylation. Gene Ontology annotation, cellular component: endoplasmic reticulum membrane. The record is from RefSeq and is a predicted model, not a curated record. The transcript is spliced from 4 exons. NCBI's taxonomy places the organism in Eukaryota, Fungi, Ascomycota, Eurotiomycetes, Eurotiales, Aspergillaceae. Bases 1 to 1716 code for a protein of 571 amino acids. Gene Ontology annotation, molecular function: dolichyl pyrophosphate Man9GlcNAc2 alpha-1,3-glucosyltransferase activity.
AUGGCUCCUCCCCCUUCUUCCUACCGUCCACGGAAGAAGAGAAAGUUCCCCUUGUCGUCCACCGGGUCAAACAACGCCCUUAUUGUGGAUGAUGGAAACGGCAAACAUACUCCUGCAUUCCCUUUGGUGUCCUUCCUAUGGGCAGCUCGAGCAGGUGUGUCUCAAUGGCUCAUUUUACCUCUGAUUUUGAUGGCCGUGGGCCUAUUUCGCUGGGCCGUUAGUUUGUGGGGAUACUCUGGCUUCCAAGUACCCCCAAUGCAUGGCGAUUUCGAGGCACAGAGACACUGGAUGGAGAUAACAAUUAAUUUACCCAUGUCAAAAUGGUACACAUACGACCUUCAGUACUGGGGACUUGAUUAUCCACCAUUGACUGCAUAUCAUAGCUGGCUGUUGGGAAAGAUUGGUACUCUCUUUGAUCCCUCAUGGUUUGCUCUGGAUAAGUCCCGUGGCUUCGAGGAUCCUCGGCUGAAAGUCUACAUGCGUGCCACGGUGGUAGUAUCCGAGUAUCUUAUUUUCAUUCCAGCAGUUGUCAAUUUUCUGCGCCGAUACACGCAAAUGCACGGAGUACCCGUAUGGUCUGCCUCUGUCGCCAUGGUUGCUAUCCUUUUGCAGCCGUCGACCAUUUUGAUCGAUCAUGGACAUUUUCAAUACAACACGGUCAUGCUGGGGCUUGUUGCUGCAAGUCUGGAUGCGAUUUUGGCAGGACGCAUGCUUUGGGCAUGUAUCUUCUUUGUGGGUGCCUUGGGGUUCAAACAAAUGGCUCUGUACUACGCGCCCGUCAUGUUCGCUUUUCUUCUGGGGAUUUGCGUUUUCCCUCGGAUUCAGCUCAUCCGCCUUCUUUGCAUCUCCUUGGUUACGAUUGUUGCAUUUGCCGUUCUUAUUGCUCCACUCGUAGCGCUGCCUAUCGAGCUAGACAAGGGUUCGAUACUUUACGCGCCCUUGCUUCAGCUGACGCAGGUCAUUCACCGAGUCUUUCCUUUUGCUCGUGGUUUGUUCGAAGACAAGGUUGCAAAUGCCUGGUGCGCCAUUCACACCUUUUACAAACUCCAUCGAUUCGAGGCGACUCUGCUCCAACGAGUGUCAUUGGGUGCCACAUUAGCAUCCAUCUUGAUUCCUUGCGCUAUAAUUUUCCGUCACCCACGUGCCUCCUUUCUUCUUCCGGCCUUGUCUACAGUGGCCUGGGGAUUUUUCUUGUUCUCUUUCCAGGUCCACGAGAAGAGUGUUCUACUACCCUUGUUGCCCAUGACACUCAUGCUCUCUGGCGAUGGAGGUCUAAGCAAAGAAACCCGCGCCUGGGUUGGGUGGGCUAACAUGCUCGGCUCUUGGACGAUGUUCCCUCUUCUGCAGCGCGACGGCCUCCGAGUUCCCUAUUUCGUCAUGACAUUCCUCUGGGCCUAUCUACUUGGUCUUCCUCCCGCCUCUCUAGAAGUUUACCGUGGCCGAAGCUCUUCCGAUGACUCCUCACCUCUCCCCGAACCUCACAUUAUCACCAAACUUCUUCAUUUGUGCUUCUAUCUUGCCAUGGUCGCGUGGCAUGUGCUAGAAGCCUUUGUUCCUCCUCCAUCUGCAAAACCCGAUCUCUGGGUGGUGCUCAAUGUGCUUAUCGGUGCUGGCGGAUUUGGACUCGCGUAUUUGUGGUGCCUACGGAAGCUGGUUUUACAAUGCUGGAUGAUUGGGCGCAAAGUGGAAAAGGAUUCGCAGAAAAAGAACCAAUAG